GCACAUUACCCACCCCACUCUCAUAGCGGCCUGACCACACACCUGAUCCGCCGCGGCUCGUUGACAAUCACGUAUCCUGAGGACCCGAACCCGACCAAGGAGACCUUUGGUGUUGGCGCCCGCAUUGAUGUGCCUGCGGGAAAGGUGCAUGAGGUAUGGAUGGGUGACGAAGGUGAGUACCUCACCUUGAUA
Cladophialophora psammophila CBS 110553 is the source of this 192-nucleotide messenger RNA. RefSeq lists its product as uncharacterized. The transcript has a single exon. The annotation marks the transcript as partial. The record is from RefSeq and is a predicted model, not a curated record. Lineage: Eukaryota; Fungi; Ascomycota; Eurotiomycetes; Chaetothyriales; Herpotrichiellaceae.